UCUGUGUAAUUCCGAAUCUACAGAAAAGAUGGUGAGACCUCCUUGUUGUGACAAACUGAAUGUCAAAAAAGGACUCUGGAGUGAAGAGGAAGAUGCAAAGAUGCUGGCCUAUGUAUCAAAACAUGGAACUGGUAACUGGACUGCUGUUCCAAAAAAAGCAGGGCUUAGACGAUGUGGGAAGAGUUGCAGGCUGAGGUGGACUAAUUACUUGAGACCUGAUCUUAAACGUGAGAGCUUCACACCCCAGGAAGAGGAGUUGAUCAUUCGGCUUCAUGCAGCUAUUGGAAGCAGGUGGUCUAUCAUAGCCCAACAGCUUCCUGGGAGAACAGACAAUGAUGUCAAAAAUUACUGGAAUACGAAGCUGAGGAAGAAGCUUUCAGAAAUGGGGAUAGAUCCUGUUACUCACAAGCCUUUUUCUCAAAUCCUAGCUGAUUAUGGAAACAUUGGCGGCCUCCCAAAAUCCAGAGCCCGAAUCGGAUCUCUCAAUAGAGACAUGAAAAACGCAUUUUUGACAAGGCCAGAGCCAUUUCCACCCCCAGCAACAGCAGCAGAAGGAUUUUCGAACAUCAACAACCGAUUGAUGACAACAAUUGCAUCACCCGGAAUGGAACCAAUCCAGGACAACUUCUUCCCAAACAACAGCAUUAACCAUCAUCCAGACAGUGAUUCCCUGGAACUACUUUCCCAGCUGCAGGCUAUAAAAGUAGUGACAGAAGCUACAAACUACACUGGUCACCAAACCAUCUCACCUCAGUUCCCUAAUAAGUACUCAUUAUCAUUAUCAUCACCAUCGUCUUCUUCUACUUCUUCUACUUGUUCCACUGCAGCACAAGAAAAAUCAGGUCUAGCCUUCAGUUGGCGUGAUUUUCUUCUUGAAGAUGCAUUUUUACCCACUGAUCAUACACAAGGACAAGAAGAUCGCAUCCUAGAAUUCUCAUCCGAUGAAAUUGUACCACAAAGUCACAGCAGCAAUGGGACUAGUGCGGAAAACAUCGAUAAUAAUAACAGUGACAAUAAUGGAGUCCAAGGAAUAUCGGGUGGUGGAGUGCCGAGCCACGGUUUUCAUGCCUCAUCAUCCACCAAUAGUUCAUUUGUUGCUGCCAUGAUAGAUCAAGAAAAUGAGAUGUUCUCAGAAUUCGCAAAUCUUUUGGAAGAUCCAUGUUAUUAA
Durio zibethinus is the source of this 1168-nucleotide messenger RNA. RefSeq names its product transcription factor MYB35-like. NCBI's taxonomy places the organism in Eukaryota, Viridiplantae, Streptophyta, Magnoliopsida, Malvales, Malvaceae. The record is from RefSeq and is a predicted model, not a curated record.